This is a messenger RNA of Pongo pygmaeus (Bornean orangutan), 1601 nucleotides long. Its product is annotated as PRAME family member 20-like. The record is from RefSeq and is a predicted model, not a curated record. Gene Ontology annotation, cellular component: cytoplasm. Gene Ontology annotation, biological process: negative regulation of cell differentiation; positive regulation of cell population proliferation; negative regulation of apoptotic process. NCBI's taxonomy places the organism in Eukaryota, Metazoa, Chordata, Mammalia, Primates, Hominidae. Gene Ontology annotation, molecular function: protein binding.
GCCAUUUUGGGCUCAUCCAAGCGAGCUCCCGGAGGGCACCUCUGUGACCCUGGGUUCCCAGCUGUGACUUGGAAGAGGGUCCCACCGGCUCUGAAGUGAGGCUGUCCACGGAGGCUCCGAGAACUCCCUUGCUGAUGUCCAUGGAGGUGAACUACCCAGCACCCCUCAGGCUCUUGGAACUUGCAGCCCACAGCCUGCUGAGCAAUGAGGCUUCAGUUCUACUGGUGUUGGAACAGCUCACAGUGAACCUUUUCCCGCCACUACUCACUGCUGCAUUUGCCAAGGGGCACAGAAAGGCUCUGAAAGCCUUGGUGCAGGCCUGGCCCUUCCCCUUUCUCCGUCUGGGCUCUCUGAUAGUGCAGUGGCCCAACCAAGACAGCCUGCAAGCUGUGGUGAAUGGGCUGGAGGCCUUUUCUGCCCACAGGGCUUGUCCCAGGAAGUCAGAACUGAGGAUGCUGGAUUUCACCCUGGACUCUGAGCAAGUCCACAGUAAAGGGGCUUCUGAAGCCUUGGCCAAGUUCCCAUUUUGGUUACCAUCAGCAGUCAAGGCAGAGAUGCCCCAGGCCACGGCCAGGCCCAAGCCAGCAGAGAACACGAAAAAAGGACCAAAGCAGCCAUGGGAAGCAGUGGAAAUACACAUUGAUCUUUUCCUGCGAGGCCCCUUCAAGUUAGAUAAGUUCCUCUCCAGCCUCCUGACGAAAGUGGAACAGAGCCACGGGGCUCUGCAUCUCUGCUGUAGGAAGUUGCACAUUGAGGAGAUGCCCUUCCACAGUCUGCUGGGGAUCCUGAAGACACUCAAGCUGGAUUUCAUCCAGGAGCUGGAGGUGUUUGACUGGUUUGACUGGUUCUGGGCAUUGUCAGAUCCAAACCUAUCUGCCACACAGCUGGGAAGGAUCUUCAACCUGCGCAGCCUCAAGCUCAUCUACUACAACUGGGCCUUCUCCUCGUGGGGUGAGCGGCCCUCCAGCUACUUCCUCUCCCAGCUCACCAGGCUGGGCCACCUCCAGAAGCUGCACCUGUCUUACUCCUACCUCUCAGGCAACCUACAUUACGUGCUCAGCUCUCUGUGGGUCCCACUGCAUUCCCUGGAGAUCUGCUACUGCAGGCUUCUAGACACUGACAUCACCUACUUGUCCCAGAGCCCUCAUACCACCUGCCUGAAGAAGCUGGAUCUGAGUGGCAACAACCUGUCCUACAUGAUCCCUAGGCCCUUGGGGACCCUGCUGAGAGAGGUCUCAGGGACACUGCAGCACCUAGACCUGAACCACUGCCGGCUGAAGGAUGCUCACCUCAGUGCCCUCCUGCCCUCCCUGUGCUGCUGCUCCCACCUCAGUUCCCUGAGCCUCUCCGACAACCCCAUCUCCAGUGCCUGCCUCCUGAGCCUGCUGGAGCACACGAUGAGGCUGAUGGAGCUGAAGCAGGUACUCUAUCCCAUCCCAGUUGACUGCUGCAUGUACCUGCAUGGCCUCUCCUGGGGUCCUGUGAACAAGGACAAGCUGUGCCAGUUGCAGGCUGAGAUACAGAAGCAGCUGCAGGCCAUGCAGCGGGCUGACAUGCAGUGGAGCCCCGCUGCCCUUGCUUAUGCAGCUGGUGCAGUUUGA